AUGAUAAACGAAUAUAUUGCCAGAAAAGUUGCUCUCAAGGAUAUGCAACCAUGCGUUAUCUGCAGUAAACCAGCCACAACAGUCCUUUACAACGCAUCUGGCCCAGAUUGGCUCUACACAUGCGAUAUACAUUUGCAAGAUAAUCCUCAAUUUGUCAUGCCCGUCUAUAGUACUGAGUAUAAUGAGGCUUUGGUUCAGUUGAAACUAGUGAAGGAAAAAUUGGAUAGACUGGCAUCAGCUCAAAACCAAUUGGGGUCCUGGGAUGGUUGGGUUACUAAAAUAUUCUCUAAGAAAGGAAAGCAGCAGAAGAACGACUCUAAAAACCCAGAUUUAGCUGCAACAGAAUCUGAUGAUAUCUCUCCGGAGGCUCGGAACGAUGCAGAGGUCUUGCUGGAAACACAGAAACGGUAUAGCAAAAUACUUGAUAACGUUACAGAAUUACAAAAGAAAAACCGAAAGUACGAACUGACAAAAAUUAUGUUCGAAAGCAGAAUAUUAAGAAAGAAAGCGGAACAACUAAACUGCGAACGAUACCGGAAAGAACAAGAGAAUUACUCAAAUACGGAUCCUGAGGAACUGCUUCGAAAACACUCGUUUCCGUCCGUCCCAAAACAGGGAAAGCAAUAG
Messenger RNA from Saccharomyces mikatae IFO 1815, 627 nucleotides. RefSeq names its product Vfa1p (gene VFA1). Gene Ontology annotation, cellular component: endosome. Gene Ontology annotation, biological process: vacuolar transport. Bases 1 to 627 code for a protein of 208 amino acids. NCBI's taxonomy places the organism in Eukaryota, Fungi, Ascomycota, Saccharomycetes, Saccharomycetales, Saccharomycetaceae. The transcript has a single exon. The record is from RefSeq and is a predicted model, not a curated record.